GCUAGGUUGAGACAGGUGCGCGAAGCAGAGCGCCUGGCACCCGUGGUAGGGCUGGUAGCAGUGCAGAGAAAAGACCGCUUUUAGCAAGGUAUUUCAGGAUCUAUAGACAAGAUGGAAUCAACUCCAUUUAAUCGACGGCAGUGGACUUCACUAUCAUUGAGGGUAACGGCCAAAGAACUUUCUCUUGUCAACAAAAACAAAUCAUCGGCUAUUGUAGAAAUAUUCUCCAAGUACCAGAAAGCCGCUGAAGAAGCCAAUGCGGAAAAGAGGAGAAAUAACACUGAAAAUCUCCCCCAGCACUUUAGAAGGGGAAUCCUGACUGCAUUAAAGAAGAAGUGGGAGAACCCAGUGCUGGGAGCUGAGUCUCACACAGACUCUCUGCGAAGCAGCAGCACUGAGGUCAGGCACAGAGGCGACCAUCCUCCUGCUGAAGUGGUGAGCAGCUCUGCCUCUGGGGCCGAAGCGAAACGAGAGGAACCGGUCCAUCCCAGACCUAGACUUGGAUCACCUGCUGAAGCCCAUAUUCAGAAUCCGUAUCCUCGCAUUGAGGACAGUGAGCAUCUAAAAGACCACUCAACAGAAAGUAAAAAAAUGGAAAAUUGUCUAGUAGGAGAAUCCAGGCAUGAAGUAGGAAAGCCUGAAAUCAGUGAAAAUACAGAAGCUGCAAACAAAAUAGAGAAAUAUAAUGUUCCGCUGAACAGGCUUAAGAUGAUGUUUGAGAAAGGCGAACCAUCUCAAACCAAGAUUCUUCGGGCCCAAAGCCGAAGUGCAGGUGGAAGGAGGAUCUCUGAAAACAGCUAUUCUCUGGAUGAUUUGGAAAUAGGGCCAGGUCAAGUAUCAACUUCUGCAUUCAACUCGGAGAAAAAUGAGACUAGGCGAAAUCUGGAGAUCCCACGCCUAUCAGAAACCUCCAUAAAGGAUCGAAUGGCCAAGUACCAGGCAGCUGUGUCCAAACAAAGCAAUUCCACCAACUAUACAAAUGAAUUGAGAGCCAAUGGAAGUGAAAUCAAAAUUCAUAAGUUGGAGCAAAAGGAGAAUUUGCCCCCAGGUCCUGAGGUCUGUAUCUCCCAUCAGGAUGGAGAAAAGGUUUCUGCAACUGAGAAUAGCCUGGCAGUCCGUUCCACUGCUGCUGAAGUUGACUCCUCAGGUAACUCCCAGGUUAAGAGUGAGGUCCAGCAACCUGUUCAUCCCAAGCCACUAAGUCCAGAUGCCAGAGCCUCCAGCUUUUCUGAAAGUUCUCCUCCCAAAGCAGUGAAGAAGUUUCAGGCACCUGCAAGAGAGACCUGUGUGGAAUGUCAGAAGACAGUCUACCCAAUGGAGCGUCUCUUGGCCAACCAGCAGGUGUUUCACAUCAGCUGCUUCCGUUGCUCCUAUUGUAACAACAAACUUAGUCUAGGAACAUAUGCAUCAUUACAUGGGAGAAUCUAUUGCAAGCCUCACUUCAAUCAACUCUUUAAAUCUAAAGGCAACUAUGAUGAAGGUUUUGGGCACAGACCACACAAGGAUCUAUGGGUAAGCAAAAAUGAAAAUGAAGAGACACUGGAGAGACCAGCCCAGCUUCCAAAUGCAGGGGAGACCCCUCAGAGCCCAGGGGUAGAAGAUGCCCCCAUUGCUAAGGUGGGUGUGCUGACUGCAAGUAUGGAAGCCAAGGCCUCCUCUCAGCCAGAGAAAGAAGAUAGGCCAGCUGAAACCAAGAAGUUAAGGAUCGCCUGGCCACCCCCCACUGAACUUGGCAGUUCGGGAAGUACAUUGGAGGAAGGGAUCAAAGUAUCCAAACCCAAAUGGCCUCCUGAGGAUGAAAUCAGCAAGCCUGAAGCUCUGGAGGAUGUAGAUCUGGAUCUGAAGAAGCUAAGACGAUCUUCUUCACUGAAGGAAAGAAGCCGCCCAUUCACUGUAGCAGCUUCAUUUCGAACCACUUCCGUCAAGAGCCCAAAAAACUUGUCCCCGCCUUUCAGGAAGGGCUGGAGCAUGUCAGAGCAGAGUGAGGAGCUUGCAGGAGGAAUAGCAGCAGGAAAGAAACAAGUGGAAAAUGCCAACACCUCUGAGAAGAAUGGGAGUGUGGGAAAAACAACCUGGCAAAACAAGGAAUCUAAAGGAGGGGACGCAGGGAGGAGAAGGAGUGGGGAAGUUUAUGGUUUUGAGAUGGGUAGUGAGAAUCUUGUAGAAAAUGGUGCAAACUUAAAUGAAGAUGAAAGAAACCUUUUCAAACAGCAGUCUCCACUAGAACCCAAGUCUCCAAAUUGGUCCAGCUUUGCAGACAACACCUCCACUAAAGAAUUCACUACUCAGAAUCAGAAGUCCCAGGAUGUGGGAUUCUGGGAGGGAGACGUAGUCAAAGAGCUGUCUGUAGAGGAGCAGAUAAAGAGAAAUCGGUACUAUGAUGAGGAUGAGGAUGAGGAUGAGGAAUGAUAAAUUGCAAUGGUGCUGGGCCUUACAUUUGUGAUAGUGCUAGUGAGCCACUGCCCUUUAUCAGAGUGAUGUAUGUAAACAGUUAUCUUAGCAUAAACUGGAAUUUAUGCGGAAGUAAUUUUGGGAAACAGUUCUUGCUUUGAAAAAAAAUCUCAUACUGCAGGUUAUCUCUAAAUGCUAGAGAUAACAUUACCUAAAUCCUCUAUUUUAGCCAUGAUGACACACAUAUGUGCUUUAAGGUCUUAUAAAGGAGGAGGGGAAUAUUCCAACUGAUAUAGUCCAGAUUCCACUGUAUUCCUCAAGGGCCAUAUAAAAUAGAUAGAUGAUUAGUAUAGUACAUUGUUACACUAAAAAUUCAAUCAUACAGAAGGAUUUAGAGACUUAAACAUUAUGACUGAAUGCACUUUAGUAUAAAGGGCACAGUUUGUAUAUUUUUAAAUGAAUACCAAUUAAUUAUUUAGUAGUCAACUAUUGAGAGAUCAACUAUUUAGUCUUUUUAAAUUUUUUAGGUUAAUUUUCUUACUCAGAUAUAUAUGGGGAAUUUAUUGCUUUGCAUCCUACUCUCUAAACCACAUCCUAAACUGGAUUCUUGAGAUAUAACACAGCAAUCUUUCUGAAGCACCUGUUGAGUACCUUUGGUGCUUGGAGAGAUCCACAGUCUCCCAAAUAAACUAUAGUAUUUGCCAACAAGUUUGACUAUACCCCAAGUGGUUGCUUUCUUCUCUGGUGGUUAUCUGUGCUUUUCAUAAUUUGCUGAAAAAUUCAGUAUUUUAAUAAGAUCUUUUAUUUUGCUGUUUGCCAUGUUGCAUCUUAGAGCAAAAUGAGUUUAAGAAGGAAUAACAGAAGAAAAAAAUAACGCCUUAAACCACUUGAGCUCAGACCCCCAAAUCCUAUGAUAUCCCCUUUCUGAGACACUAGUUUUUUCAUUGCUGUCAGCUCUGAAAUGUAUUGAUUUUUAUGGCAGACAGUAUUCCCAGGGUACAAUUAAACCAAUUGUAGACCUUUUGGUGGGGGGGGUAAGGGGUGGGGUUCUAGUAUUAAGGCUUUGGAACAUUAAAACUUGAGUAUGUUUGUUGUACAUAAUUGAUACUCCAAAUUAUAUGUGGGGAAGAGAGGUGUUUUAAGCUAUAGAUAGGCUUUUCUUUGUAGUGCAUUUUUAGAGAUUUAGUUCUAAUAAUUUUUAGAGAUGUAAAAUAUUCUGCUUUCUUACAG
This is a messenger RNA of Molossus molossus (Pallas's mastiff bat), 3621 nucleotides long. It is a transcript of the gene LIMA1, whose product is annotated as LIM domain and actin binding 1. The record is from RefSeq and is a predicted model, not a curated record. Gene Ontology annotation, biological process: actin filament bundle assembly. NCBI's taxonomy places the organism in Eukaryota, Metazoa, Chordata, Mammalia, Chiroptera, Molossidae. The transcript is spliced from 11 exons. Bases 112 to 2409 code for a protein of 765 amino acids. Gene Ontology annotation, molecular function: actin filament binding. Gene Ontology annotation, cellular component: plasma membrane; actin cytoskeleton.